This is a messenger RNA of Plectropomus leopardus (leopard coralgrouper), 1615 nucleotides long. It is a transcript of the gene anxa1a, whose product is annotated as annexin A1a. Gene Ontology annotation, cellular component: cytoplasm; plasma membrane; nucleus. The record is from RefSeq and is a predicted model, not a curated record. Gene Ontology annotation, biological process: signal transduction; cellular response to glucocorticoid stimulus; negative regulation of coagulation. Gene Ontology annotation, molecular function: calcium-dependent phospholipid binding; phosphatidylserine binding; calcium ion binding. NCBI's taxonomy places the organism in Eukaryota, Metazoa, Chordata, Actinopteri, Perciformes, Serranidae.
UUACUAGGUGGGGUCUAUCAACAGUAUAAAUAUACUGUCUCUGCCUCUAUAACGCCCCUGGUCGGACCUCACUGAGACAAACUUCUUACCUCCAAAGCCACACGACAGACUCCACCAUGUCUUUGAUCCAAAGUUUCUUGCAGCAGACGGUCUACAUGGGCAUGCCCGAUGACUCAGUCCUGGCCAACGAGGGAACGGUGCACGAAGCACCCCAUUUCAGCGCCCAAGGAGAUGCAGCAGUCUUGGAUAAGGCCAUCAAGGCAAAAGGCGUGGAUGAGAACACCAUCAUUGAGAUUCUGGUGAAAAGGAGCAACAAGCAGAGACAGCAGAUCAAAGAGGCUUACCAGCAAGCCAGCGGCAAGCCUCUCGAUUCAGCUCUGAAGAACGCUUUGAAGGGAGAUCUGGAGGAUGUGGUGUUGGCUCUGCUGAAAACACCGGCCCAGUACGAUGCCCAACAGCUGAAAAUGGCCAUGAAGGGUCUGGGCACGAUUGAGGAAGUCCUUAUAGAGAUUUUGGCUUCCAGAACCAACAGAGAGAUCCUGGAUAUAAAGAAAGCCUACAAGGAAGAUUACAAGAAGGACCUGGAGGAUGACAUCAGGGGUGAUACUAGUGGAGACUUCAGAGCUGCACUCCUUGAACUCUGCAAGGCAAGCAGGACUGAAGGAGUUUGCGAGCAGCUGAUUGACAGCGAUGCCAGGGCUCUGUACGAGGCCGGGGAGGGGAGGAAGGGCAAAGACUGCUCUGUCUUCAUUGAGAUCCUCACCAGCAGGAGCGGCCCUCAUCUCCGUAAAGUAUUUGAGAGGUACACAAAGUACAGCAAGGUGGAUGUGGCCAAAGCUAUCGACCUGGAGAUGAAGGGAGAUAUUGAAAGUUGUCUCACAGCAGUAGUGAAGUGUGCUGGAAGCAGGUCUGCAUUCUUUGCUGAGAAACUCUACCUUGCCAUGAAGGGUAAAGGUACCCGCAAAAACACCCUGACUCGCAUCAUGGUUAGCCGUUCUGAAAUCGACAUGAAGCGGAUUAAGGAAGAUUACAAGAAAAACCACGGCACAACACUCUACCAGGAUAUUCUGGAUGACACUAAAGGAGACUAUGAGAAGAUUCUGCUCGCUCUCUGUGGGGGUGAAAACUAAUGGCUAAACAACGGGAUCAAGGCUGAUACAACUGAAGAUCCAUUAGCUAACCCAGCUAUGGAAAAUCACCUAUUAUCUCUUGACACAUAUUGUGCCUUAUGCUCUCGUGGAGAACUGACAUGACUGUCUUUUUUUGUGACUGUCAUUACAUUUAGAAGAUAUUAACAGCAAUGGGCAAAGAUUAACAUGGAAUCAGCACAGCUUCAGCAGAUAUAUUCUCUCCAAGUUGUUCUCUUUCAUUCCAACUUUGUUAUCUCAGCAUAGAUCUGACAGCAGUAGCCAGUGGACCUAUGCUUUGGUUUGGACUUAGCUUUACACUCUUUAGAUUCUCAAACCUGGUGCGUGAAUAGAAGCUAUGUCAGUGUACACAGUGCAGCGGCCAUCAGAUGUAACAGAUCACCACGUGCCAAUCAUAUUCAGUGGCUGCAGUAGGCCUACCCUUGAAGGAGCUUGGACAAAAUGCAAAUAAAGGCUUUGAGUUUGAA